Molecule: messenger RNA, 1548 nt
Organism: Fusarium keratoplasticum
Lineage: Eukaryota; Fungi; Ascomycota; Sordariomycetes; Hypocreales; Nectriaceae
Product: Phenylacetate 2-hydroxylase
Exons: 4
Coding region: 1-1548 (515 amino acids)
Molecular function (GO): heme binding; iron ion binding; oxidoreductase activity, acting on paired donors, with incorporation or reduction of molecular oxygen
Source: RefSeq, a predicted model, not a curated record
AUGUCUUCUCUAGUUCUCUACCUCGCCGGCGUCGUCGUCUUGUACGUACUGAUCAGACUGCUGAACUCGACGGACAUUCCCAAGAUCAAGGGUAUCCCGGAGAUUCCGGGUGUUCCAAUCUUUGGAAAUCUCAUUCAAUUGGGGACGGACCAUGCACGAGUCGCACAGAAAUGGGCCGCCAAGUAUGGGCCGGUCUUCCAAACGCGGCUUGGAACAAAGCGCGUCGUCUUUGUCAAUUCAUACGACUCUGUCAAGCAUUUCUGGAUCACCCACCAGGCCGCACUCAUCUCUCGCCCAACCUUUCACACGUUUCACUCUGUCGUUUCGUCAUCCCAAGGUUUCACGAUCGGCACUUCUCCAUGGGACGACUCUUGCAAGGCCCGUCGAAAGGCUGCCGCCACCGCAUUGAACCGACCCGCCGUCCAGUCUUACAUGCCAAUCCUGGAUCUCGAGUCCACGGUCAGCAUCAGGGAAUUACUUGAAGAUUGCGAGAACGGCAACCGUGACCUGGACCCGUCCCCAUACUUCGCUCGGUUUGCUCUCAAUACGUCUUUGACGCUCAAUUAUGGCUUCCGUAUCGAUGGCGAUGUCAACAGCGAGCUCCUCCACGAGAUCACCCACGUGGAGCGCGAAAUCUCCAACUUCCGAUCUACGAGCAACAACUGGCAAGACUAUGUUCCACUGCUGCGUCUCUGGGGAGCCCAAAACUCGGCGGCUGGAGAAUUCCGGGCGAGACGUGACAAGUAUCUCACAGACAUGCUCAACGAUCUGAAGCAGCGGAUAGCCAACGGUACCGACAAGCCUUGCAUCACCGGCAACAUUCUCAAAGACCCAGAGGCAAAGCUAAACGAAGCUGAGCUUAAAUCUAUCUGUUUGACCAUGGUUUCUGCUGGACUCGACACUGUUCCCGGAAAUUUGAUCAUGGGUGUAGCCUAUCUCGCGACUCCCCAAGGACAAAAGAUUCAAGCCAAGGCUCUCAAGGCCAUUGAGGAAGUAUAUCCCAAUGGCGAAGCUUGGGAGAAGUGUCUUGUCGAGGAGAAAGUUCCCUUCAUUACUGCCCUGGUCAAGGAAACUCUCCGCUAUUGGACUGUUAUUCCAAUCUGCUUGCCUAGAGUGAACAUCAGAGACAUUCCCUACAAAGACACAGUCAUUCCCGCAGGCACAACAUUCUUCAUGAAUGCCUACGCCGCCGACUAUGACGAGGCACGGUUCAAGUCACCCAACCAGUUCAUCCCAGAGCGGUUCCUUGACGACAAGGAAAUUGGCACUCCACACUAUGGAUACGGUGCAGGAUCACGAAUGUGCGCUGGCUCGCACUUGGCCAACCGCGAACUCUACACCGCCUACAUUCGCAUCAUCACCGCCUUCGAAGUGCUUCCUCCCAAGGACAAGACCGAUUUCCCCGUUAUGGAUGCGAUCGAGUGCAACGCCAAUCCCACGUCCUUGACCACAGACCCCAAGCCGUUCAAGGUUGGCUUGAAGAUCCGGUCUGAGCCCAAACUAAGAGAAUGGAUUGCCGAAGCAGAGGAGAGAACGAGGGGCUUGUAA